Molecule: messenger RNA, 972 nt
Organism: Caenorhabditis elegans
Lineage: Eukaryota; Metazoa; Nematoda; Chromadorea; Rhabditida; Rhabditidae
Gene: soem-1
Product: Protein soem-1
Exons: 4
Coding region: 20-592 (190 amino acids)
Source: RefSeq, marked reviewed
GCAUGCCAAAUAGGAUAAAAUGAUGAUGACAAUGGCAGCAGACUAUGGAUCAUCCGAAGGUCACUACGAUACUCCGUGGGAAUUCCUGGCGAGACCCAAUUCUGUGAGAUUCUCGACCGCCGAUGUUAGGCUAUCGACAAGUGCGGCCGGCGAUGCAAAGGUUUCUCCACAUGGCUCACCGUCACUCUGCUCGAGCUCCUCGUUCGUAAAUCAGCUCGUUCAAAUCGGAAAUUCAGCAGUCGACGCAAGACGGAAAGUGCCACGUGACGAGAGUAAACGUCGGAGGCCUAGCGACUCAGAAAUCUACAUGGAACAAAAUAUGAAUAGAGUUGAAGCGGAAAAAAGGCUUGAAAAUCGAAAUUUGGGGGACUAUUUGCUCAGAUCACGUGGUGAGGGGAGUGCUGCUUUAUCGUUACGGGCUACAAAAGGUGUUGUGCAUAUUAAAAUUGAGUGGAAUGGCGAGAAAUGGGUUAUUGGAGAAGGUCCCCUAUUCCGAUCGAUAAGCUCUGCCAUCUCAUUCUACCGACGUCAUCCACUUCCAAUACGUGGCGCCGAUCAUUUGGUGUUGAAAAAUCAAUUAAAACCUGUUUAGCUUGCUUUAUAAAAAGUCUCAAACAAAUUUUGGAAAAAUUACAUUUUUCGAAAAAAAAAAUUUUGUUUUGAAUUUUUAAAAAAUUUUCCAAAAAAAUUUUUUUUGUAUUAAAAAUUUAAUUUUCUUUCAAAAUCCUUACUAAUCAAACCCCGCCCACUUUUCUUGCUCCCGGGAGCCAUUUCCCUCCAAUUGAAACCUCGAAAAUUCCGGUUUUCUCUCGCUUUUUCCUAAAAAUUUUCUAGAAAAUUCAAACUUGUAAAUAUAUUUUUUAUUUUAUUUUGUGACGCUUUACGUGUAUUUUUCCAAAAAAAACCGCAGCAUUUGCCACUUUUUCUCAAUUUUUAAUUUGUUUUCUUGUUCUAAUAAAUAUUUUUUGUUCA